Molecule: messenger RNA, 934 nt
Organism: Hibiscus syriacus
Lineage: Eukaryota; Viridiplantae; Streptophyta; Magnoliopsida; Malvales; Malvaceae
Product: serine/arginine-rich splicing factor SR45a-like
Exons: 8
Coding region: 120-791 (223 amino acids)
Biological process (GO): positive regulation of mRNA splicing, via spliceosome
Cellular component (GO): spliceosomal complex
Molecular function (GO): RNA binding
Source: RefSeq, a predicted model, not a curated record
CUAUGCUCUUUUCUCAUAACGAAGGCGACAUUUAAUUGACCUUUGCAUCAUUCUCUACGCGUAUAAACCCUAAAUUAACCAUUUACCUAUCUCGCGCUGUUCCCUUUCUCUUCGUCAAAAUGGCGGAUUCUCCUCGUAAAAGAAAUUCUCAGUCUCCCUCUCCAUGGAGAGAACAGUCAAGAUCCAGAUCUAGAUCUAGACCUAGGUCUAGGUCGAGAUCCCGCUCCUGGUCAAGGCCAAGGCAUAGGUCCAGGUCACGCAGUCGUGGCAGGUCAAGGUCAAGAAGUAGUGGCAGGGUUGAAUCUGGAAAUCCUGGAAACACACUUUAUGUUACUGGUCUAUCUCAAAGGGUCACAGAGAGGGGUCUUGAAGAGCACUUCUCCAAGGAGGGGAAGGUGGCAUCGUGUUUUUUGGUUGUUGAACCUCGUACACGCAUAUCUCGUGGUUUUGCUUUUGUUACCAUGGACAAUGUUGAAGAUGCCAACCGGUGCAUCAAGUAUCUCAACCAAUCAGUUUUAGAAGGUCGAUACAUAACUGUGGAGAGGUCACGGAGGAAGCGGCCAAGGACUCCUACACCAGGGCAUUAUCUUGGACUGAAAAAUACCAGAGACUAUGGUGGUCGUGGUGAUCGUGGCAGGUAUCGUGGUGGCCGUGAUGACUAUGGGUAUCGUCGAUCUCCAAGACGGUCACCAUAUCGAGGUCGUGAUUAUUCUCCAAGAUAUUCUCCUCAUGGUGGAAGAUCAAGGAGGGACCGUUCGUAUUCGCCACCUUAUUCUCGUGGUUCUAGGUGAAGCAUUACAGUUGGAAGCAAUCUCUAAACGUGAAAAGACGAGGGCUUGUUACUGAGUCACGUCAGUGUUGAAUGUUGAUGUAUGCUCUAGUUUGGAGUUUGGACAGAGCUUCGAGUUUAAUGUUUGCAGCUUCCUUUUUUCUC